Papilio polytes (common Mormon) is the source of this 4639-nucleotide messenger RNA. RefSeq names its product aminopeptidase N (gene superdeath). The transcript has 14 exons. Gene Ontology annotation, cellular component: cytoplasm. The coding region runs from base 125 to 3127 and encodes 1000 amino acids. Gene Ontology annotation, molecular function: zinc ion binding; metalloaminopeptidase activity; peptide binding. The record is from RefSeq and is a predicted model, not a curated record. NCBI's taxonomy places the organism in Eukaryota, Metazoa, Arthropoda, Insecta, Lepidoptera, Papilionidae. Gene Ontology annotation, biological process: proteolysis; peptide catabolic process.
UCGAGGACAGCCGUGUAGGGUGGACGUGUUUCAUUACUCCUCAUCGUUCCCGCCUUUCGUAAUACCCCGCCGAAUAUCGCCUGCAGUCGUAACGAACAAUGGAUAAAGAUAAGAAAAUGGUGUGAUGACCCAAGGUCGUCAACCACUCACCAUAAUGGACGGUAAUCCGCCGACCUGCGACUUCUCAACGAAAACAAAACGCGGGAUUUACCUAUCGAAGAGUCUCGCUUUCGUUAUCUUAGUUAUAUUUGGAUUAGCUUUAGUGGCGACUGCCUUCUUAGUGUAUAACUUCGCUGCCUGUCCGAGGACUGACCAAUUAGCUAAUGUAACGAAAUAUGAACUAACACAUUGUGAGCAACCCAAACUAUUAGUUAUCCCAUUAACUGCUGAUAAUAAAACAGUUGUAACAGAAACAACAACCGCUUUUGUUGAAACUACUACUGAAGAAAUACAAACAGUAUCAGAUGUACGCUUACCGUUGAAUGUUAAACCAGAUACUUACAAUCUCAAAUUGACUCCUUACAUCUUUGAAGGUAAUUUCACCUUCGAUGGGGAAAUCAGUAUAGUUGUAACAGUAAAGAAUGAAACGAAACAAAUCACUUUUCACGGUGUAGAUUUAAUUUAUCAUAGUAUAAAGGUAUUAAAAAAAGAAAAUGGAAAGGAAAUUAGAAUCCUAAGUAGAACGGAAGAUGUACCUCGACAAUUUCAAAUACUAUUGCUAGAAGAACCGCUCGUGGCUGGGAAGCAGUAUUAUUUAAAUAUAUCGUACACGGGGAUAUUAAACGACAAUCUUCAUGGUUUCUACAGAAGUUCGUACGAAGAGAAGAGAGUUAAACGAUGGAUAGCGGUGACACAGUUCCAAGCGACGGACGCGCGGCGUGCGUUUCCUUGCUGGGAUGAGCCGGCGCUCAAAGCUCGCUUCACCAUCAGCAUCGCACGACCAAUCAACAUGACCUCAGUAUCCAACAUGAAUAUAAUCGCCACACAGAAACAUGAAUCUCUCAAGGGUUACAUGUGGGACCACUAUGCGGAAUCUCUCCCGAUGUCAACGUAUUUAGUCGCGUUCGCGGUGACUGAUUUCGGUAAUAUGAGCGAUAAUAAUUUCUCCGUGUGGGCGAGAAAGGAAGCAUUGCCCUCUGCCGCUUAUGCCUUGGACAUAGGACCGAAGAUAUUAAAGUUCUUGGAAGAAUAUUAUAAGAUAGAAUUCCCUUUGCCUAAAAUUGACAUGAUGGCGUUGCCCGAUUUCAAAGCAGGCGCUAUGGAGAAUUGGGGACUACUAACUUUCAGGGAAAUAGCGAUGUUAUACGACGAAGGCGUAUCGCCGACAACAGCGAAGGCGAGAGUCGCGUCAGUGGUUGCUCAUGAGAUCGCACACCAGUGGUUCGGAAAUCUGGUCACCCCCGCCUGGUGGUCGGAUAUAUGGCUUAAUGAGGGAUUUGCUAGUUACGUCGAAUAUGUUGCCGUGGAUGCGGUGGAAAAGACAUGGAAAUUAAUGGAAGUGUUUGUGCUGAAUGAAGUUCAAAGUGUGUUCAAACUGGACGCAUUAACUACGUCUCAUCAGAUAUCUGUAGAAGUCGGGAAUCCAGAGGAAAUUGGUGCAAUAUUUGAUAAAAUUUCUUACGGCAAAGGGUCAGCAAUUCUUCGUAUGAUGAAUCAUUUCCUCACAGACUCCGUGUUCAACGCUGGUAUCACAGCGUACCUGAACGCGAGGAAGUUCUGUGAAGCAGAACAGAGCGACCUGUGGGGGGCGCUGACGAACGCCGCGAGGGAGAGGAAGGCGUUUGACGCUGACGUGGGUGUGGUGAUGGACUCCUGGACUUUGCAGACCGGCUUCCCAGUACUGACCAUCACUAGAGAUUAUAAAACCGGUAUUAUCCACUUUAAACAGGAGAGAUUCGCUCUGGUGAAUAUAACGACAGAAGAUCAGAAAUCUCCCGUUUGGUGGAUACCAGUAUCAUAUACGACGGCGUCGGAGAAAGAUUUCGAAUCAACGCGACCAAAACUUUGGCUGCGCGGAGAAAGAGCUAUAACUGUGAAGAAUAUCUCCGUCAGUGAAGAUGAUUGGUUCAUCGCUAAUAUACAGCAGACAGGUUUCUAUCGAGUUAACUACGAUAGACACAAUUGGAAGCUGUUAGUGAAUAUUUUGAACGAUAAAAAUCGAUUCCAAGAGAUACAUCCGAUAAAUCGAGCUCAAAUCAUCGAUGAUGCAAUGAAUCUAGCGUUAGCGGGACAUUUGGAUUACAGAACGGCGUUGGAUAUCACCAGUUACUUACAACAUGAACGAAGCUAUGUGCCAUGGAAGGCGGGUUUAGUCGCUUUGGGAUAUAUUGAUAUUAUGCUGUCAAAGGGAGCUUAUUAUCUGGAAUACAAGAAUUACGUCCUUCGUCUGGUAAGUGGUGCGGUGGAAGAGGUGGGGUGGCAGGUGUCGCCGGGGGAGAGCGUGGUGCGCGCGCAGUACCGGGCCGACCUGCUGGCGGCCGCCUGCCACCUGCAGCACCAGCACUGUCUCGAACACGCCGUCAGAUUGUACACCAACUGGAUGAUCAGCCCCAACCCUGAUGCGUACAAUGAGAUCCACGCCGACAUCCGCAGCACGGUGUACUGCGUGGGCUUGCAGACGGGAGGCGCGCGCGAGUGGGCCUUCGCCUGGCAGCGCUUCGCCGCCGCCAGCGCGCCCGCCGAGCGCGAGCUGCUGCUCUCCGUGCUCGGCUGCACCAGGGCUCCGCAUUUGUUGUACAGAUAUCUGGAGCUAUCUCUGCGCAACGACAGCGGUAUCCGCAAGCAGGACACGGUGCGCGUGUUCUCUGCGGUGUCGGGCUCCGCCAUCGGGGAGCCCAUCGCGUUCAACUUCGUACGAGCCAACUGGCGCAGGCUGAAGGAAUAUGUCGGCUCUGUGUCAACGCUUAAUUCUAUUGUUAAAGUCGUCACAAGAAGAUUGAAUCAAGCUCAUGAAUACGAAGAGUUGCAGAGGUUCGUGUCGCAGAGCGGCGGCGCGCUGGGCCGGCCGCUGCUGCAGGUGCUGGAGCGCACCGCCGCCAACGUCGCCUGGACGCAGAACAACUACCAACUCAUCAUCGAUUGGUUGUUACAAGCUGAUAGAACUACACCUCAAAUUGCUGAUUUUUGAAGAACUAUUUUGCAGAUAUUCAAUACUAUAGACGAGGCAUAGUUGUGAAACUUUAAAGAAACAACAGAUGGCGCUAGUCCGUUACUAGCGCCAUCUGUUGUUUAGGUCCUGAAAAUAAUUGUUUAACCCUUAAAAGUCUUUUUCAAAUCGAAUUACAAACCGAUAUAGUACCUUAUAAAGAAAGUACCAAUAAAUAAUAUUCAUGCCUUGUGUAUAUUUUGUCUGUCUGCAAUUUUGUAACUGAAAUCGACUAAUCUGUCUAAAAUCACGGAAUCUCUUUAAAUACUUAUUUCGUUCAAGGUUGAAAUUUAAAGUUAUACUUUUACGAAUCUUGGUCUCAAUCGUUUCUAGUUCCAGUAAUUAUUAGAAAAAUAAUAACUGAUUUCGUCAGAAUUAUUAAUUAAUAUCAAUGACGAUUUAAAAACUGACAAAAAAUCUUUCUUUAUGAGGAGUAGGUACAAAAAUAUGCUGUAUAAUGAAAACGUCAUGUCUGGUUUUUAUCAACUAUAAAGAUGCAUAUAAUAGUGGUAAUUUGUUAAGAUAAUAUCAAUUAUGUUAACUAUCUUAAGUAUUAACGCUUUGUACUUGUAAAUUGAUCGUUUAAUAAUUAUUAUUACAAUAAUUAAUAAAGGAAUCUAAAGUUGAGAAAUUAGAAGUCCGUAGAAAUAUAAAUAGUGUUUCAAAGAUAAUUAAAAAUAUGAACAAUAAGUAUAACUUAAUAAUUCUUCUGUACCUAUAACAAUCUGGUUAAGUGUACUUUUCGAAUGACAACUUAUGACACUCAGGUUAUAACAUCCAGGUAACGACGCCCAGGUUAUGACGCCCUGGUUAUGACGCCCUGGUUAUGACGCCCAGGUUAUGACGCCCUGGUUAUGACGCCCAGGUUAUGACGCCCAGGUUAUGACACUCAGGUUAUAAUACCCAGGCUAUGAUAUUCAGGUUAUGACAUCCAGGUUAUGACACUCAGGUUAUAACGCUAUGACACCAAUCUUUCUACAAACUAUUAAAACACCAAUUUCUUAAAAUUAAGUUAGUUAUUAGCAUUCUUUUUAUUAGAUUAAUGAAUAUAGGUAAUUAAAAUAUUUUUAUAUGAGCAAAUAUCUUAAUGGAAUAAUUAUUUAUUUAUGUUUGAAUAAAUUUGAUGUUAGAAUAGAAUAUUUCUGAUUCGUAAGUAAGAAAUUAUUUCUUAUUACAUGUAAUUUUGUAUGAUAAGUAUUUUUUCGUGUUCUAUAUGCUAUAUUGUCUUUUCAUAUAGUUAACUGUUAAUGCCAGUAACACACUUUCAGUGUUAACUGAACAGUGAAUCUGAAGGUGUAUAACAGGCUUAAGUGUGAACUAUAAAAUAGUCUGUAUUGAAAACCUGUUAAAAAUAUUCUAAACCAAAUCACUAGAUCUUAUAUUCUUAAUUAAAAUGUCACAUAUUUUUUCUACAAUCUAAUAUUAUUAAUGUCGUGUGAACAAAUUGUCACCUCAAUGUUUGUCGGUAAUUAAAGCUUAACUUUGAAUAUUUUU